Messenger RNA from Protobothrops mucrosquamatus (brown spotted pit viper), 5502 nucleotides. RefSeq names its product protein tyrosine phosphatase non-receptor type 21 (gene PTPN21). Lineage: Eukaryota; Metazoa; Chordata; Lepidosauria; Squamata; Viperidae. Gene Ontology annotation, biological process: protein dephosphorylation. Gene Ontology annotation, molecular function: protein tyrosine phosphatase activity. Bases 434 to 3712 code for a protein of 1092 amino acids. The record is from RefSeq and is a predicted model, not a curated record. Gene Ontology annotation, cellular component: cytoskeleton. The transcript is spliced from 18 exons.
AAGUGAGCCAGCCGGUGGCGACGGUGGUGCUGGGCAAAGGAUAUGGGGGAUUGCCUUGGGAUGUUUUAUUUUAAGAUGGUAACGUUUCCAAAGUAGGAUUCGUGGUUUCUUCACUCACUUUGGAAAAGUCCCAUUCAGACUCCGGAAAGGUUGCAGUAAAGAAUAAAUGGCAAGGGGAUGCUCUUCUUGACAUAAUUAGGAGAGGGCAGGGAAGGAGGUUAUUUCACAGUAAAAUCAAUCUUGGAUGGCAAAGUGCUUUGGCGACAUGCUCUAAUUUUUGUGGAUGCUUCCUUUAUUCAGAACUUGGAAGAAAACCUGCCAGUUUUUAAUGGCGGCUGCUGCCGCUGCUGGAUGAUCAUCUGAAACUCUUAAUAGAAGAGAAAAUAUUGCCGGAUGGUUUUCUGUGACUUUUUGUGAAUGAGUGAAGGAAGAAAUGCCUCUACCUUUUGGGCUGAAGUUGAAACGAACUCGACGCUAUACAGUAUCUAGCAAGAGCUGUUUGGUAGCCCGUAUUCAUCUACUUAACAAUGAGUUUGUGGAGUUCACACUAUCGGUGGAAAGCACUGGGCAGGAAAGUCUGGAAGCUGUGGCACAGAGACUUGAACUUCGAGAGAUCACCUAUUUUAGCCUUUGGUAUUUCAACAAGCAGAACCAGCGCAGGUGGAUAGACUUGGAUAAGCCUCUCAAAAAGCAACUGGAUAAAUAUGCAUUGGAGCCAACUGUAUUCUUUGGUGUGGUGUUUUAUGUGCCUUCUGUCUCUCAACUUCAGCAGGAAAUUACCAGAUACCAGUAUUACCUACAACUAAAGAAAGACAUCUUGGAAGGAAACAUACCUUGCACGUUUGAACAAGCAAUUCAUCUUGCUGGGUUAGCUGUUCAAGCUGAUUUUGGGGAUUAUGACCAGUAUGAAUCACAAGAAUUUCUACAGAGAUUCGCCUUGUUUCCUGUGGGUUGGUUGCAAGAUGAGAAGAUGUUAGAAGAAGCAACUCAGAAAGUGGCACUACUCCAUCAAAAAUACAGGGGCCUCACACCACCUGAUGCAGAAAUGUUAUAUAUGCAAGAAGUUGAGAGAAUGGAAGGUUAUGGUGAAGAGGCCUAUCCUGCUAAGGAUAGCCAAGGAAGUGACAUAUUCAUUGGAGCUUGUCUUGAUGGAAUUUUUGUCAAGCAUAAAAAUGGUCGGCCUCCUGUAAUAUUUAGGUGGCAUGACAUUGCUAAUAUGACCCACAACAAAUCUUUUUUUGCAUUAGAAUUAGCCAAUAAAGAAGAGACAAUCCAGUUCCAAACUGAAGAUAUGGAAACAGCAAAAUAUGUGUGGAGGAUGUGUGUAGCCAGACACAAAUUUUACAGAUUAAAUAAAUGUAGCCUACAAGCUCAGACAGUGACAGUGAAUCCAGUUAGAAGACGAUCAUCCUCCAGGUUGUCUCUGCCCAAACCACAGCCUUAUAUGAUGCCACCACCACCUCAGUUACACUACAAUGGACACUACCCAGAAACAUAUACAUCCUCGCAAGAUAAUCUCUAUGGGACUAACCAGAAUGGCUAUUACUGCCAUUCUCAGACUAGCUUGGAUAGAGCGCCACAUGACUAUAAUGGAAGAAUCCGCAACGGCAGUGUCUACAGUGCUCACAGCACAAAUUCCUUGAAUAACCUGCAGCACUAUAUGCAGCCAUCACCUAUGUCCUCCAACCCAAGCAUUACUGGCAGUGAUGUCCUCCAUUCAGAUUAUGUCCCAUCGCACCGACAUAGUGCCCUAAUACCCCCUUCUUAUCGGCCUACCCCAGAUUAUGAGACUGUGAUGAAGCAACUAAACCGAGGAAUGAUGAAUUCAAACAAACAGAGUCAUUCCAUGAGAAACCUUAAUAUAGGCAAUUCAUAUGCUUACAGUAGGCCUGAUGCCCUGGUGUACAGUCAGCCUGAAAUCCGAGAACAUGUUAACUUUGUUUCCCCCCAUUCAGGUCAUUACCCAUUUAAUCUGAAUUACAGCUUCCACAGCCAGUCCUCAUAUCCGUAUCCCCCUGAAAGACGCUUGGUAGUUGGAGCAGUGAGCGUUCCUGAAUUAACAAAUGUUCAAUUGCAAGCUCAAGAAUAUCCUGCACCAAACAUCAUGAAGACUCAAGUAUACCGCCCUCCGCCUCCUUAUCCUUAUCCACGACCUGCUAACAGCACACCAGAUCUAUCCAGACACUUCUACAGCAGUAAUAGUAACCCUGAUCUCAUCACCCGACGGGUCCAUCACUCUGUUCAGACGUUCCAGGAGGACAGCCUGCCAGUUGCCCAUUCCCUUCAGGAAGUGAGUGAGCCUUUGACAUCAGCUCGGCAUGCUCAGUUGCAGAAGAGAAACAGCAUUGAAAUUGCUGGCCUGGCGCACAGUUUUGAGGCCAUGAGGAUUAAAGAGAGAACCAUGUCAGCCUCAGCUGCAGAUGUGGCUCAUCCAAAGGCGAUCCCUUCUGGGUCACAGACUUCUGUAUUCCUAGAAAAGGCAAAACAAGAAGAAAUCGAGGAGCAAGAAGACAAUGUGAAUUAUGGGCAUAAGAAAUCUCUUUCAGAUGCAACAAUGCUCAUUCAUAGUAGUGAGGAAGAGGAAGAAUGUGAAGACGAAAGUAAGGCUAAUCCAGCACUGCCAUUCAUCAGUGGAAAACCCCAGCUUCCUUCCCUAAUGGCAUGUUAUCCAACUGAAUCUUUAUUGAACUACCCUUAUAGUUCCGUUGCUUCAUCUCCUGGUCCUUUACAUAUACAUGAGCCUAAAUUGCACAUUACUGAGACUGACAAGAGGAUAAAAGAUGUGAGCCCCUCACACAUCAUGGGUGACUCUCAGGUGCUAAGGAGAGGAGACGGGCUGCUAACUCCAUCUGUGUCAGAGUCUGACUUAACCAUUUCUGCCCGCUAUAGAGUGCGGAAGGAUUCUGUAAAGAAGAGACCAGUGUCUGAAUUACUGUCAGGGAAGAAGAAUAUUGUAGAAGGGCUGCCUCCUUUAGGGGUCAUGAAAAAGAACAGAGCUGAAGCUAAAAAAAUGGGACCUUUGAAGUUAGCGGCUCUGAAUGGACUAACAUUAUCUCGUCUUCCUCUGCCAAGCGAGGGGAAGGAAGAAUCUCCCAGAGCAACAAAUGAUGAACGGUUUAAAGGUUUGGAACAACGGUUAGACCAAGGGAUGGUGUUUACAGAAUAUGAACGAAUUCAAAAGAAAAGGCUGGUAGAAGGCGACUGUUCAAUAGCCUGUCUCCCAGAAAAUGCAGAGAGGAACCGAUUCCAGGAUGUGCUUCCUUAUGAUGACACCAGAGUUGAGCUAGUCCCUACUAAGGAAAAUAAUACAGGUUACAUCAACGCAUCACACAUUAAGGUAGGUCAAAAGUUGNGAGAGAAAAGUUUCCGAUACUGGCCACGACUUGGUUCAAGGCACAACACGGUGACCUAUGGGAGAUUCAAGAUCACCACUCGCUUCCGGACAGAUUCUGGUUGCUAUGCCACCACAGGUUUGAAGAUCAAACACCUCCUCACAGGACAAGAAAGAACAGUUUGGCAUCUUCAGUAUACUGACUGGCCAGAGCAUGGUUGCCCAGAAGACACAAAAGGGUUUCUGUGCCAUGCACUGGAUAUUCCAAGGAUGCUAGAAAUGCUGAGGCAGCAAAGGAUGAUGAUGGUGCAAACCCUAAGCCAAUACACAUUUGUCUACGGUGUUCUCAUCCAGUUCCUUAAGAGUUCGAGGCUUAUAUAAGCUUUCUCCACUCAACUUCAAAAGUCUACUUCUUUGCGAGAGUUUACAAAAGCAGAAGUUUGCCUUCCAGGACUACAUGCUUCUUGUGAAGUUUGAACAUUCAGUAUGCAACUGGACAUUGCUUUUGCAGAGGUCAUGUUGAAGCGGAAAAGAAAGUAGGGUGGUGGUGGUGGUGGUUUGAAAUGGGAAUUUGGGUAGGUGCACCAUGAUUCAUUGUGUUCUUCCGAUGAAACUAUGUUCACUGUAGGCAUACAACUGCUGUUCCUAACAAGACAUUACUGCGCUGUGCUGAAAAUCGUGAUGGUCAUAAUUUUAUGAAUGGAAAGCUAUACUGAUGUAUACUUGUAGAUAGACCGUGGUGAAUGAAGUGAGCCCUGCCUAUAGAGUAGUCAUAAAUGGCAUCAUUGUGCUUGGGGUUUUUUAUUUCACUCUCUGUGUGUGAAUGUUUGUGUGUGUGCUGAUUUUUAUAUUGGAACCGGCAUCAGAAAAGCCAUUAAAGGAAGCACUUAAAAUAGAGACUGUUGGGCUAUUUUAUUUUGCCAGAAGUGGGGCACUUCUCUAGAAACUGCAGGUUACAGACAGCACGCAAUAACAUAAAUUGAGUAUUUUGUUUAAGAUUUGUAACAGGAAAAGAGUUAAAUGGAAGAUGGUAAUGGCUGGUAAAAUUUGUGGUACAUUAAAAAAGUAGUUGGCAAAUCUUUGAAGGGAAAAAAAUGAAAAUGAGAUGACAGAAGCCAGGCAAAAUUUAUAGCUGCUGCUGUAUUAUCCUCCAGUAGGAAAUGAUUGUUGGGUCAUAUUCCAGGUCAAAAAGUACAGUAAAAGGAAAAGGUUAUCCUAGGAAAUCCCAUGUAGUUCCUCAAAACUUUAUAAAGUAGUUAUCAAUGAAGUGUAGCUCCAGAAUGAUUUUUUAAAGGAACAGUUUGUUACUUCUGGUUGAAAUCAAGGUGAAUAGAGAUGAAUACUUAAACACUUGUUUAAAUAUUUUAUUUAUCUAGGGGAGCGGUAUGUUUAUCUGCUUAGCAUGCAAUUUUCAUUUUAGAAAAAGGUAUUGAAUGUGGAGCGAGUAAAACAGCAUUUGAUUUAAUGUGGAAUGUGGUAUUGGUCUGCAUAAUUUAGCAAAGUGGCUGUAAAAUUGCUUUUGUUAAUUCCCUUAUCAAGAAAGUAAAAAGAAAAAAGAAAAGAAAAAAAGAAAAGAAAAAAGGAAUGUUUUUUAGAGUCACCAAAUUUAUUUCUCUUUUCCUCUGGAUAACAUCUCCAAAGCAGCCUCUCCAAUAACAUUAUGCUAACAUUAGAAAGCCUGCUUGCUUAUUAAAGCAGAAGUGACUGGUGGAAAGUGUUUCUAUGAAAAGAAAGCAAAAACGUUAUAUAUUUUCCCUUAUGCUGUACAAUGUGCCAAAGAGAAUGGAAGGGAGGGAAGGAAGGAAGGAUGCAUGGAUGCAUGCUUCAGGCAGUCAUACAACACAGUAAGCAUAGUAUGAUACUUUGAACAAGAUGGGAGCUAUUUCUUCAAAGCAGUACUAUUUGUCCUUUUGAGAUUAUUAUAGUUUGUUAAGCCAGAAGUCAAAUUGAUCUGUGUUUGUGGUGCAGACUCUAAGAAAUAUUUCUUUUAAAUUUUAGUCAUGUCUGUUCUUCCAUUAUACACUCUCCGGUUGAGAUAUCAAAAGGUGUUUCUGUGAUGCUUAGAUUAUUUGAUUGGUCUUCAUGGCAAAAAGAAAAAACAGAAAAAAACAGAUGGGUUGAUACCUGUGAUGCUAAUUUCCAGUGUGCAGUCUCAAUGUUGCUUGUUUUUU